UCUCUUGGUAUAAUCCGCAUCCAACAAGGUUAUCCGGAAGGAGACAAAUCAAAGCCGCUUGAUGGGCCACGACCAAAAAGCUUUGUAAAAGGCAUCUUUGUAUUAAGUCGGGCGUCGGACCAUUGAAUUAAAGCUACCAGGAGCGCGCGAUGAAAUACGGAGAGCACAGAGAGAUAAAUGAGGAGGCGUGUUAGGAGGGAAACUUUGUGUCUCGACCUUCCUUGGAGCAGAGGAGCGCUCAUCCGUUGGAUUACAGAGCACCAAUCCACAACUUCAGAUAAUAACACUCUUAACUGGCCUACUUGAAAAAGAAGGUUCACUCGGACAAAUUUUUGACCAAACGCAGACGGCAGAGGAUUAAAACACCAUUUUCUGCCCCAUUUCUCAUACUUAUCAUCGGCGCUUCCUCGACCGGUCGCCAAAAUGAUGUCCUAUUUGAAGCAACCGCCGUACACGGUGAACGGCCUGAGCUUAUCUACCUCAGGAGUGGACUUGCUGCAUCCUUCAGUGGGAUACCAAGGAACCCCUCGCAAACAGAGGAGGGAGAGGACGACCUUCACUCGGGCCCAGCUGGAUGUGCUGGAGAAUCUCUUUGCCAAGACUCGCUACCCUGACAUCUUCAUGAGAGAAGAGGUGGCCUUAAAAAUCAACCUGCCUGAAUCCAGAGUGCAAGUAUGGUUCAAAAACAGACGAGCCAAACAUCGCCAGCAGGCCCAGCAAACCCAAAGUGGAGUCCAGAGCAAGUCUGUCAGCAGGCCCGUGAAAAAGAAAGGCUCUCCUGUCAGGGAGGCCAGCUCAGAAAGCGGAGCCAGCGGGCAGUUCACGCCACCCUCUACCACCUCACUCCCGGUCGUGAGCAGCAGCGCGGCACCCGUCUCCAUAUGGAGCCCGGCCUCCAUCUCUCCGCUCUCCGAUCCGUUGUCUACCUCUUCGUCCUCCUGCAUGCAGCGUUCAUACCCCAUGACUUACACCCAGGCAACAGGCUACAACCAGGGCUACACCGGUUCUUCGUCUUAUUUCACCGGGAUGGACUGCGCCUCCUACCUUUCGCCUAUGCACCACCAACUAUCCGCCGCGGGGUCCGCCAUGAGCCCCAUGGGCAGCAACGGGGUAUCCAGCCACCUGAGCCCGGCGUCUUCCAUCUCAUCGACAGCGUACGGAGCGGCGGGGCUAGGUUUCACCAGCGCUGCAGAGUGCCUGGACUAUAAGGAUCAAACUGCCUCCUCGUGGAAGCUUAAUUUCAACUCGGACUGUUUGGAUUACAAAGACCAAGCAGCAUGGAAAUUCCAGGUGUUGUGAGGGGAGAAAAACAACAAAUAAUUGGACAGACUUCAUGAACAGCAGACUUUAAAGACAAUUGGGAACAACAAAGCGGUGUCCCACUACUAUACAGGCCCCAGCCUCUACCUCGGGUCGAGCAGAGCAGGACUGCCAGGCGGUUGUCUCACUUGUUGGGCUCAGUUAUUGAACACUGAAACUGACUUCUGCCCAACUUUGAUCAAGAGCACGGAACAAAUGUGUUGACCAGAAGGAUAAAGAAAGGAUCAAGGGAGCGAAAGAUCCCAGCCUGACUUGGUUGAAUUUGAGGAUAGGUCAGGUUUUCCUCUAAGCUUCUUAAAGACUCCCCCUCUUGUCUUUCUUUUUAAUUUAGUUGGCACCUCUUUGAUCAAAGCGAUGUGCAUGAGUGAGUGUACUGCAAAAAGUAUGUAAGAGAGAGUGAGAAAAAGCAACUCUGACAUGAACCUGGAUGCACUAUUUAAUUUAUGAGAAAAUAUAAAACUACUAAUGAGACAAUCAACCCGUUUGCGCGUAAGCAAAAAAAAAUGUGUUAUUGAAUUAUAAUUUGUCUUUGUAAUACUUUUUUGUUCAAAGUUGGGAUUUUUUUAAUGUUCUACUUGUAUGCAAUUUUUUGCUUUUGCGCAACACAUGCGCCACAGGCCAGCUGUGAAAUUUGAUAAUUUUAUUUACAUGUCUCGCGUCUCAAAUGAUAACUUUUAACGGAGUCUUAUUAGUUGAACAGAUGUUAAAAUCAAGCCAACAUCAAGUAAAGUCCAUAUGAGCUGUAAAGUUUGGUGAGAGAUCCACAAACACUUAAUAAUAACAAUAAAGACCACUUGACCUGA
Messenger RNA from Melanotaenia boesemani (Boeseman's rainbowfish), 2123 nucleotides. RefSeq names its product homeobox protein OTX2-like. Gene Ontology annotation, biological process: multicellular organism development; regulation of transcription by RNA polymerase II. The transcript is spliced from 5 exons. Gene Ontology annotation, cellular component: nucleus. Gene Ontology annotation, molecular function: RNA polymerase II cis-regulatory region sequence-specific DNA binding; DNA-binding transcription factor activity, RNA polymerase II-specific. The record is from RefSeq and is a predicted model, not a curated record. NCBI's taxonomy places the organism in Eukaryota, Metazoa, Chordata, Actinopteri, Atheriniformes, Melanotaeniidae. Bases 424 to 1299 code for a protein of 291 amino acids.